This is a messenger RNA of Symbiodinium sp. CCMP2456, 507 nucleotides long. Lineage: Eukaryota; Dinophyceae; Suessiales; Symbiodiniaceae. The record is from the annotation of a GenBank genome assembly.
AUGUGGUUUGGUCUAAACAACACGUUGAGGUUCCUCGUUGGCUGGGGCAUCUUCAGCACCAAGCCGUAUGGUAGCCGAUCCAGGAACAACUUGGCAGCUGUCUGCUACAUCUCUCUGAGCUUGUUUACCUUCUCCAUGUGGAUCGCAAACGCUAUGAGUGGUGAACCUGCUGCUGCAGCAUCAGCCCGUAUCGCAGGAAUGGGAGCAGCCAUGUGCCCCUUUCUGUAUGGCUUACACCUUCAUCUAAUGCCAGGUGACGUUGCGUUGCAAGCCUAUGCUGUGUUGCCCGUGAUUGAAAAAGCGCUUUCGGGCCGUGUAGCAGAAACACAGGCAGCAGAGCUUGCGCCGAUUCAUUGGAAGAAGGAAGCAUGGUUGCCUUGCUUGCACACCCUCCUGAUGCACUACCGCGGCUGGAGUGCUAGGAUGCACUCCCGUCAAAUGCUUGUGGACUCCAGUGGGCAGUCGCUGGGACGUGGUGGCCUACAAAGCAUUCGGCGAUUGCUGUAA